Molecule: messenger RNA, 810 nt
Organism: Penicillium bovifimosum
Lineage: Eukaryota; Fungi; Ascomycota; Eurotiomycetes; Eurotiales; Aspergillaceae
Exons: 2
Coding region: 1-810 (269 amino acids)
Source: RefSeq, a predicted model, not a curated record
AUGGAUCAGAUAGAAGAGCUUCGGAAUAGUAUUACCAGCGAUGUCGAUCGCCAGGUCACACCUCUUAUCGACAUCCUUCGCGCUCAGAUCCAAAGUCUCCGAGCGACAUCGCUGUCAAACCGAGCAGAUUCAACACCGCUCAUCCUCCUCAUCGAAGCGACCAAAACCCUCGCUUCCCGAUCCAGAAAAGUUCAUGGUGCGAUAGUCAAAUAUGACACGUGGGAUGCUGCCAUCCGCGCAAAGCUCGCCAUUGACGGACCAGCUAUUGGAGAUUCGACAGCACAAUUCUAUCAUGUUUACAUGAAUCUCUCGAGCCAGGUCCAAGCAAUGGUUUUGCCGCAGCUCGCAACUGCGCGUGACAACGACAGCCACGACUAUCAGACCAUUCUUGACCAACUUCGUCGGGUAUAUGACAAUCCGAAUAAAGUUCAAGAGGCAGAGGACCGCCUCCUUUCCGUUCGACAAGGCGUCGACGAGUCCCUCGCCGCUUAUAUUGCCAAGUUUGAACGUCUCCUUUACGAGGCCAGAGGCCAGCAUUGGCCGGAUAUCACGAAGAUCUCAGCCUUCCGAGAAGGCCUUCAAGCUACAAUGCGUAACCGCCUCACUCAGCAGCUGAAUCUACCGCGAACAUACCCAGAAUUCCUCAAGAUAGUCCAGCAACUCACGGGCUACUCCUUCACCAACCAUUCGAGCGCACCAACUCCUUCGAAUGGUCACAACUCCGAUCGGAUGGAAAUCGGAGCGAUACAAGCUAUGCUAACCGCCGCCGAGGCCAGCGAUAGCGAAAGCGACUUGGAUGCCACAAUCUGA